Dentiscutata heterogama is the source of this 535-nucleotide messenger RNA. NCBI's taxonomy places the organism in Eukaryota, Fungi, Glomeromycota, Glomeromycetes, Diversisporales, Gigasporaceae. The record is from the annotation of a GenBank genome assembly.
AUGACUGAAUCAAACUUAUCAAAGAGCGACCUGUUAGAAAUAUGCAGUAGUCUAGGAUUGCCAACUGAAGGAAACAAAAUGGACUUGGUUCAUAAAUUAAAGGAAUAUUCCGGUGUUAUAAACCGUGGGAAAGGAAAAGAAAAAGACGUAUUAGCAGGUCCAAGUACUUUGGGGCAAGAAAUUGCCGAUGAUGCUUCAAUACGGAAGUCACUUGCAGAAGAAGGUCCCUCAGGAUCCCUAGAAGAUAAAGUGUUGUUAGGAUUUGAAAAAUUAGAAAAUGCUCUAUUAAAAUUUGAUGAAAAGUUAAAUGCAGUAACACGUCAAGUGCAAGAAACAAAACAAAAGGCUGAACAUGAGUAUGAUGCGUUGCGAUCCAUCGGAAAAGAGCUUGACUUGGCAAUGGAAUCCAGAACAACAACUGAUGUCGCAAAUCAUAUCAAUUUUGCUAGAGAGAAAACUGAGGACAGAAUGUUUACAUUGAGGGUGGCUAGUGUUUCUAAUGAACCUAGGUUCAAAGUUCAUGAACAUGUUCAAA